Molecule: messenger RNA, 2243 nt
Organism: Clarias gariepinus (North African catfish)
Lineage: Eukaryota; Metazoa; Chordata; Actinopteri; Siluriformes; Clariidae
Gene: cyp24a1
Product: 1,25-dihydroxyvitamin D(3) 24-hydroxylase, mitochondrial
Exons: 11
Coding region: 74-1600 (508 amino acids)
Biological process (GO): glucocorticoid biosynthetic process; cortisol metabolic process; cellular response to peptide hormone stimulus
Cellular component (GO): mitochondrial inner membrane
Molecular function (GO): heme binding; monooxygenase activity; oxidoreductase activity, acting on paired donors, with incorporation or reduction of molecular oxygen
Source: RefSeq, a predicted model, not a curated record
GCCACGAAUUUAAGACAAAAGCAGCUCAAGAAGAGCUUUACGCACGAAAUAAAGUAAAGGAGGGAAAGCAGAGAUGAGAGCACAGAUUCAAAAGGCCCCAGCGCAGAUCCUCGAGGUGCUGAAGAAGAAGAAGUCGGUCGGGCUGCAACACUGCAAGCCAACAUCCUCGGUGUGUGUGCUGGACGCGAAGGAUGCUGCUGCGCAUUGCACAGAACACACUUUCCAGUCCAUCCCAGGCCCAACCAACUGGCCCCUGCUGGGGAACCUCGUUGACAUCCUGCGCAGAGGAGGCUUACAAAAACAACACCAGACACUGAUGGAUUACCAUAAGAAAUUUGGCAAAAUCUUUAAGAUGAAAAUAGGCUCGUUUGAAUCAGUGAACAUUGGCGCGCCUUGCUUGCUGGAAGCCUUGUACAGGAAGGAGGGAAGUUAUCCGCAGAGACUGGAAAUUAAACCAUGGAAGGCAUACAGAGACCUGCGGGAUGAGGCUUAUGGACUUCUCAUCUUAGAAGGAAAGGACUGGCAGAGAGUCCGAAGCACAUUUCAACAGAAACUCAUGAAACCAACCGAGGUUGUGAAACUCGAUGGGAAAAUUAAUGAGGUUUUGGCUGAUUUCGUUAAUAGGAUUGGAGAUGUUAAUGUGAACGGGAAGAUCAAUGACUUGUAUUUUGAACUCAACAAGUGGUCCUUUGAAACUAUUUGUUACGUUCUCUAUGACAAACGAUUUGGGAUUUUGCAAGAACACGCCAAUGAGGAGGCGACUGACUUUAUCACCGCGAUAAAAACGAUGAUGAACAUGUUUGGCAGAAUGAUGGUAACUCCGGUCAGUCUGCACAAAAGCCUGAACACAAAGACAUGGCAAGAACACACAGCUGCUUGGGACCGUAUUUUUAAUAUAGCAAAAAUCUACAUUGACAAGAAGUUGAAGAGACACUCAAGUGGAGAAACUGAUGGCUUCCUUAGUGAUAUCUACCAUAACUGUCCCCUCACCAGAAAGGAGCUGUAUGCAGCAAUAACUGAGCUCCAAAUUGGGGGUGUAGAGACAACUGCCAACAGUGCAUUAUGGGCUAUUUUUAACCUCUCACGGAACCCCCAUGCCCAGGACAAACUACUGAAGGAGAUCAGAGAAGUAGUGCCCCCUGGACAGGUUCCAUGUGCUGAGCAUAUAAAAAACAUGCCAUAUCUCAAGGCAUGUCUGAAGGAGUCUAUGAGAGUUUCACCCUCCAUCCCCUUUACAAGCCGAACUUUGGACAGAGAUACUGUGCUUGGGGAAUACAGUCUCCCUAAAGGGACUGUUCUGAUGAUUAAUAGCCAGGCACUGGGGUCUAAUGAGGAGUAUUUUGACAAUGGGAAGCAGUUCAUGCCAGAACGGUGGCUCGAGAAUAAAAACUCCAUCAACCCAUUUGCCCAUAUACCUUUUGGCAUCGGCAAGAGAAUGUGCAUUGGUCGUCGCCUGGCUGAGCUACAGAUACAGCUCGCACUAUGCUGGUUAAUUCGUGAUUAUGAGAUUGCAGCAACGGAUAAUAAUCCAGUGGAGGCCAUACAUACAGGAACACUGGUGCCAAACCGAGAACUUCCUGUGGCUUUUAUUCGUCGAUAAGGAUUUAUCCAUUGACAGAACUAUAUUCCUAGAAGAAAUAUAGAUAUACUUGCAUUAUUUUGAAAAUGUAUAAUCAGGCAAAAUCUUUUAUGCAUUUAACAUUAUGUGUUUUUACUUUUUCAAAAUCAUGUAGGAACAAAAAACUCCAUGGCCUUUGGUGAGAAAUAUUCACAAGGCUUAGUUUUGCUGCUACUCUGCUGCUAAUCUGAUUAUUAUUAUUUAAGAUAUACCUCAAAUAAUGAUUUUUUUUAGUUUACAUUGUAACUGAUUAGGAUAUACAUGAAUGUACAUACAGUAUAUAAUAUAUUCCAUGUUAUAUUGUACUCUAGUAUAAUAGUUUCACUUUAGAUGGCUGAAUUGAGUCAUUACAAAUCAUAAUGCUGAUGAUAUUUUACGUUUAAAUGAAUUAUUUUGUAAGCUGAUAUUUAAAAUACCAUAUUAUUUGUAUUAUAUGUAUGAAUGUAGUGUACCACUAGAGUAUGUAUAAAAUUGUGUAAACUAUGUAAAACUUGGAGAGUCUGCAAAUAAUGGUCUUAUACUGUAUAUGUUGUAUAUAGUCCUACUAUUUCUAUAUAGCAAUUACAAUGCUAACAAUAUAUUUUUUUAAUGUAUCUGUAUGCAUCUUUUGGAAAACAAAUUAAUA